AUGUCUACGAAGGCGAACGACACCAUGUUGCUCGCCAGUCGCCAUGCGGCAUUGGAUGGGAUCGAAUCGCUAAUCCAUUUGAGCGACGAGUGUGUGACACCGCAUCACGAAAUGAACAGGCGCGCUCGCCAAUACGCUUUGACGUGCGAUUCGAACGUUUAUCAUAAUCCCCACACAAUGUACAGCACAAAUACUCAGCUUCUUACUACCAGUGAUUGGCAGCAAAAGCAACUACAGCAGCAUUACGCUGAAUGCCUAGAAGCCGAAGUAAACAAGUUCUGGAGUCAACAAGACCAGGCGUGUAGACUGCUAUGCGAUGUAGCACUGCAAAAGGACUUAGCCAUGCUGCGAGAGUUAGAAACCCAACAACGAAUGGUGCUUGAACGAGAUACCUUUGACAGUUACCAGAUGAUAAUGCUUAGAUUUUGGGAAAAAAAAUCGCUAAUUCAAGAAAUUAGCUGGCGUGAAAAAAUUCAUGUAGAGACGCUAAGGCUAACGAUAGCCGAUGAGCAACGCGAGCGUGAGGUGCUGAAAGCCCAUCAAGAGGGCUCCGCCGCCGCGGUUUCACUGAUGAACACCUUUAUCGAUACCCUCCACCGCAUGAUUCACGAGCAUAACGACCAGACGGCGACACGUGCCGCAGAUUCCUCUUCACCUGCGUUGAACGAGCCGCCACAGCGGCAGUCUCUGUCAGUGAUGGGAGGCGAAAAUAGUGCGAGUUGCACCCCUUCAACGUCUUCCCCAAGCCAGGCCCCGCUGCACAGCCAUAAAGAGGAUUACCCUUUCCUGAAAGAGCUACCGACGAUCAUACGGGAAGCGGUCGACUCCGCGCUAAGUGCACAGAGGCAAAAUUCGCAUUCGCCGGCUUCAGAGUCGACAACACCGAUCGCACAGAAGUCUGCCGUAGUCGAUAACUCUACUACACAAACUGGAUUUUCAUCCUUCCCCUCCACCUUGCAGCGCGAGCAAACCCUGCUGUUUGAUAAGAUGCAAAAUGCGUAUGAAAGACAUACCGAACUCUUACUGGAUUUAUUCGACGAUAAAAUGGAAUGGGUUGUGGACAAAAGUAUAAGUCAAUCGGGGAUGAUCUGGGAGGGCUUGCGGCGGAACCUUGAUGUGCAAACGGCGGUAAAAGAGGUCGAGAUAAAAUACUUACAAGAGGAGAUCCAACGACUACGAUCUCAGCCGCAGGUAUCUCCAUUGCCUCUCAAUUCUACUCUCGAAAGUGCUAUAUCACCAUCACCAGAAUACGGCUUGGCUGAUCACAGCCCAACCACCCUCGCGCUUCCGAGUGAACAAAUGAUCUCCCGAGUGAAUUUAUCGACGCUUCCGAGUGCCUCGAUCUUCCGCAAUUCGUACGAGGCGCCGUACAUCCCGUUUACGACGCGUCGGCCAAAAAGGCCGCCCAGUCUUUCCUUCGAGGAGCUUCUCGCGGAGGCGCUUCGCCUGGGCGUGCGGCCGGCUUCGGAGCCCCUCACCGCGCCCACGACUGCCGCUGUUCCCACCACCAUCAACAUCCCCGCACCCUCGCCCGUUGCAUCCCAGCAAAAGGAGAAGGAAAAGGCGCGCGCGCGAGAGAGAGAGAGGGAAAAGAAGGUUAGUCGCCAGCCCCAGGCGAUGGCUCCUUCCUCGAGGACGAGUCCACCUACCGCUCUAAUAGUGAAGCACUUUUCUGAGAGCCUCGAUGAGACCUCGGAAAACGUGGAGCCUUCCCCUGUGCGAGGAGAAUUGAACGUGAGCUCCUCCGUUGAGAUGCCCUCGAGGCAGCUAAGGCAAAAUCCAACGCGAAACUCAUCUCAGAAGAGUGGGCGCGCCGCUACGCGCGAGGACGCGAUGGCGACGGAGAACUCCUCCCGUCUGGGAACUACCGAGAGGGCUCCGUUAAAGGUAAAACAGCUUAUCAAACCGAUUCGUCAGGAGUUAAGCGCCUCUGAGAGCGAUGAUGGGGCUACGCUGACGCUGAGCAGUGCCCCUUCGCUUUCCUCGGUAAAGCGCAAAGGUGGGGGAAGACGCGCAUCGAGAGAGGAGCGCGAUGCGGCCCUCGAACAACGCGCAAGAGAGUUUGCGGAUUCCCUCAUUCAUCCCGAAAAAAUAGGGCAUUCGAGCGUCGUGGAGGCUCCUCCUGCGGUGUCGAACGAGAAGUCGAAACUUCACGCCUUAACGGAGAUGCUGGUUCGGAAAAGUCAGCAGCUCAAGAGCUCUUCGUCAGUAUUCAAAACCUCAUCGGAGCCGCAGCGGGUUUCGUUGACACGGGACCGCACCGCGAGUGAUUUAUCGAUUUCAUCGAGUGACAUCACCCUCACCUCGAUAUCCUCCGCGCGUGGAAAGCCGAAGCCAAGCGUGGAGGCUGAGCACGAAGAGCGAAUUUCCUCACGCAGCGCAGCGGCGCAGCCGGCUACGCGCAACACCACCUUAAAGCGUAGUACUGAGCAAAAUAAACCGCCUCCCAAGCCUGUGAUGAGGCAAAGCUCAUUCGACGAUGAUACCGAAUAA
Molecule: messenger RNA, 2493 nt
Organism: Phytomonas sp. EM1
Lineage: Eukaryota; Euglenozoa; Kinetoplastea; Trypanosomatida; Trypanosomatidae
Source: the annotation of a GenBank genome assembly